AUGCGAACGAGAAAAAAGGUAUAUGGUUGUCGUAUUCUUGUGCAAGAAAUACCAGUAGAAUUUCAGCAACAUGUUAAUCGCUUUUUUUCCUAUCGAAAUUUCAUAACUAAUCGACAUAUUUUUGCACACCGUGCAAAUGAAGGUUGCUAUAAUAACUGGUAUAUUUCAAAAAUAUCAUUUUGGCAUAAACCAGAAGUACGAGAUAUUGUUGAUUAUAUGGAUGCCAGUGGAGGAACUUUUUAUUUUCGAUGGAAUGAUAUUUUAACACAAGCAGCCGCGUUAGCCUUCCUGGAUGAUAUGAAUCAAUUUUAUGUCUUUCGUGAUUUCACUUACAGUCAUUUAACAAUAAUUCAACCACCAAAGGGUGCUUAUGGUGGUUUAGUCGUUGGUACAGAUCAUAGUACAAUUCACGGUAUUACUCCCACCAGCGAAAGUUUAAACUUGAUUCAAAACUACGCUCUUGCACAUCAAAUGUCCAUAACGGGCAAAUGUGUACUUCAUCCCUUUGCGAAUUUUAAAGGAAAUGAAUGUGAUGAAUGA
Molecule: messenger RNA, 540 nt
Organism: Adineta ricciae
Lineage: Eukaryota; Metazoa; Rotifera; Eurotatoria; Adinetida; Adinetidae
Source: the annotation of a GenBank genome assembly